This is a messenger RNA of Cyphellophora attinorum, 1596 nucleotides long. Its product is annotated as Choline oxidase. NCBI's taxonomy places the organism in Eukaryota, Fungi, Ascomycota, Eurotiomycetes, Chaetothyriales, Cyphellophoraceae. Bases 1 to 1596 code for a protein of 531 amino acids. The transcript is spliced from 4 exons. The record is from RefSeq and is a predicted model, not a curated record. Gene Ontology annotation, molecular function: oxidoreductase activity, acting on CH-OH group of donors; flavin adenine dinucleotide binding.
AUGACUACCAACAACUUGCCCGCAAGCGACAUCAACAGCUAUGACUACCUCGUCGUUGGCGGUGGAACCGCCGGCUGUGUCAUGGCAUCCCGCCUGGCCGAAUAUCUGCCCAAUAAGCGCAUUCUUCUGAUUGAAGCUGGCCCGAGCGACUUCCUCGACAAUCGUGUUCUUGAUCUGAAACAAUGGUUAAAUCUACUAGGAGGUGAGCUCGACUAUGACUAUGGCACGACUGAACAGCCGAUGGGCAAUUCCCAUAUUCGACAUUCUCGCGCGAAAGUGCUUGGAGGUUGCUCUUCGCACAACACUUUGAUCUCCUUCCGCGCAUUUGAAUACGACAUGCAAAUCUGGGAGUCACUUGGCGCGAAAGGCUGGACCUUCGAGGAGAUGACCCGUGUUCUUCGCAGGCUUAGGAAUACCAUUCAGCCUGUUCACAAGCGCCAUCGAAACCAAUUGUGCUUGGACUGGCUGGAUUCGUGCUCCAAUGCUAUGGACAUUCCUGUCAUCCCAGACUUCAACCGCCACAUCACGAAGACAGGCUCUCUGACUGAAGGUUGCGGUUUCUUCUCCGUUUCCUACAAUCCAGACACCGGUCACCGAUCGUCCGCUUCGGUGGCUUAUAUUCAUCCUCUGCUUCGUGGCGAUGAGGAGAAGCCGAAUCUGACAAUCCUGACCAAUGCUUGGAACGGUCAAAGCCACACUCUUACUGCUAAGGCGGAGACCAUCCUGUGCGCUGGCGCCGUCGAUACACCCAGACUGAUGCUGCUCUCUGGUAUCGGCUCUGCUUCCGAUCUCAAAGAGCUCUCAAUUCCCGUCGUCAAGGACAUUCCGGGUGUGGGCUACAACCUGCAAGAUCAUCCCGAGUCUAUCAUCAUGUGGGAGCUCUCAAAGCCAGUCCCGCCCAACCAGACCACCAUGGACUCAGACGCCGGCAUAUUCUUGCGACGGGAGGCUCCCAACGCUGCAGCCGUGGCGUCUCCUCAAUCACCUUUCAAUCCCCAGAACCUGCCAGACGGUAACAUCGCCGACUGCAUGAUGCAUUGCUACCAGAUUCCUUUCACACUCAACACCACCCGUUUGGGAUACGACUCGCCUCCCGAUGGUUACGCGUUCUGCAUGACGCCCAACAUCCCGCGCCCUCGCUCCCGAGGCCGCGUGUACCUGACCUCCAGCGACCCCUCCGUGAAGCCUGCACUUGACUUCCAAUACUUCACCGACGAGGGCGGCUACGAUGCCGCAACCCUUGUCUUUGGCAUGCGAGCGGCGCGCAAGAUUGCGGAGCAAGCACCUUUCAAAGACUGGAUCAAACGCGAAGUCGCUCCAGGCCCGAAUGUCAACACCGAUGAAGAAUUGAGCGAGUAUGCGAGAAGAAUGGGCGAUUUGAGCAAGGACGAGAUGGCCGUGUGCGAUCCGGACAUGAAUGUCAGGGGCUUGAAGGGGCUGAGGAUUUGCGAUGCUGGUCUGUUCCCGACCAUGCCGAGCAUCAACCCUAUGGUUACGGUGCUGAGUCUAGCGGAGAGGGGCGCUGAGAUCGUGGCGCGACAGGCUGGGUGGGAUGGAAAGACUGGCGUGGACAUUGCGCCACGGGCGAGGUUGUAG